GCUCUCGCGCUCUGCUCCGCGCUGGCUAUCUGUCCCUUUAAGAGCGAUUUCCCCCCAUUGUCAAGUAGUCGUGAGCAGGAAGGGUGAAACGAAACCAGAGACCGAGCUAGGGGGCCGAGCUGGUAUUUAAAAACACGACGCAGCCGCUCAAUAACGGAACCGCGGUAAUGUUCAUUCUCAGGACAGAGCGCGUCAGGAGAAGGUGAUAGAAAUACGAACUGAAGAAGAAGGGGAGACUCAGUCAAGCAACCUUUGAUGAUUUUAAUUCUUCUAGGCUUUGAAGACAUAUACACAGUCGCAAUGGAAUAAAACAAAACAUCCACGUAUGAAAGACGAAGGCUACACCGAAUUUCACCGCGGUUUCUCAAUUACCUGAGGAAAUGUACAGAAUAGCCUCCAUCAUUGAAAAUGCGUCACAUGUCAGGAUGAUCUUCGUUGGACAUAGACUGCUGAUGGAAAUGAUGUCAUAUAAAAUGAAGGCAAAUUCCGCGCGCAACUGACGUCUAGGGCUUCAUUAUAUCAGAGCAGGUGCGGUGUGUGUGUCCCUGCGACAUUUACCGUUAUACGCGUGUUCUGAAGAUUUAACUGUGAACGUGGCGUGGGCCUACAAGUCUGAUCACAGAGAAGAGAACCGGGAUCUAUAACAACUUGAUGUCAACCUGAGAAAUAAAACAUACUGGGAAAAUGUCAUCUGCAAUUGAAAGGAAGACGAUGGAGGCUAACGAGGAGCCGGUGGACGAGGUGUUACAGAUGCCCCCGUCCCUCCUGAACUGUGGGGGGUGCCAGCAGAGCAUCGGGGACAGGUUCUUCCUGAAAGCCAUUGAGAAGUACUGGCACGAGGACUGUCUGAGCUGUGACCUGUGUGGCUGCAGACUGGGAGAGGUGGGACGAAGACUUUACUACAAACUGGGACGCAAGCUCUGCCGCAGAGACUACCUCAGGCUGUUUGGACAGGACGGGCUGUGUGCUAGCUGUGAGAAGAGGAUCAGAGCGUUUGAGAUGACCAUGCGUGUGAGGGACAAGGUCUACCACCUGGAGUGUUUUAAAUGCGCGGCCUGCCAGAAACACUUCUGUGUCGGCGACCGUUACUUGCUCAUCAACUCAGACAUUGUGUGUGAGCAGGACAUCUUUGAGUGGACCAAACUCAACAACAACAUGGUUUAGUAGUUUCUAGAACACUCUAGAACAUUCUAAAAACACUCUAGAACACCUCAAAAACAUGGGGUAGAACACUCUAGAACAUUCUACAACACUCUAGAACACCUCAAAAACAUGGGGUAGAACACUCUAGAACAUUCUACAACACUCUAGAACACCUCAAAAACAUGGGGUAGAACACUCUAGAACAUUGUAGAAGACCACAACGAUGAGAUGGUUUUGAUUGUGAUCGUGACCUCUCCAUUUGGAAUCAACAGCAUGAUAAAAUAUCUCAAGAUGUACAGCAAGAUAAUCGAUCUCAAACUUUUGGACAAAGGUCGUCACAUACGAGGCUCUCUUGUACCUCUCAAGUCUGUUUAGAUGUUUGAAGAGAGUUGUUUCACCAUUGAUCUGUACUGGAGGCAAAAUGAUGGCUCGAUCCACCAGCGAAGGGAGAAAAGUUUCAUUAUCUUGGGUUCCACCCUUUUAAUGCAAAAUAAGGAAAAUGUAUACAUGCAAUAAUCUAUGUGCUCAUUGGAGAAAUGUCAAUAUUUCUUGCAUCGUGCAGUGUAAUAGAGAUUUGCUCAUAGAGCUAAAUGAUAAGCGGUGUCACUGGAAUUUUUUGUUGUCCAACACUGUUAUUUCACCUCUCUAGAGAAAUAUUUGUUCUGAAUAUAUAUAAAGUGUUCUGUCCAAAAAAAAGGUUGAUUCCAUUCCGAAGUAAUACAUUCUUAAAGUUAAAGUCUGUUUGGGGAGUCCGCAUGUGCCCCCUAGUGGCCAAGGGGAAAGCUUUCAGUAUUAUUUCAAUAGGACUGAAAGAAGUUCAAAAGACAAGUUUCCAAUGUUUUAUUUGUUUUGUUUUUGUAACUUUUGUUUUCUUUCAAUAUGGCUCAAAAACUUUGGGAUAUUUGUUAUUUAUAUCUGUUUAAUUAAACCCUCAUUAAAAUAUGUUACAUUUA
This is a messenger RNA of Salvelinus fontinalis (brook trout), 2096 nucleotides long. RefSeq names its product LIM domain only 2 (rhombotin-like 1) (gene lmo2). Gene Ontology annotation, molecular function: transcription coactivator activity; DNA-binding transcription factor binding. Lineage: Eukaryota; Metazoa; Chordata; Actinopteri; Salmoniformes; Salmonidae. The transcript is spliced from 3 exons. Bases 685 to 1164 code for a protein of 159 amino acids. Gene Ontology annotation, biological process: positive regulation of transcription by RNA polymerase II. The record is from RefSeq and is a predicted model, not a curated record. Gene Ontology annotation, cellular component: nucleus.